Messenger RNA from Kickxella alabastrina, 1851 nucleotides. Its product is annotated as ABC1 family-domain-containing protein. Gene Ontology annotation, cellular component: mitochondrion. NCBI's taxonomy places the organism in Eukaryota, Fungi, Kickxellomycota, Kickxellomycetes, Kickxellales, Kickxellaceae. The transcript is spliced from 2 exons. The record is from RefSeq and is a predicted model, not a curated record. Bases 1 to 1851 code for a protein of 616 amino acids.
AUGUUGGCGAAACGCAGGCCAACAGAUAACGGAUCAGCCAGCAGCAACAUUAUUUCCCCUAAACCCACAGAAAUAUCAGAGCGCAGCGAGGCAUUGGCUGCUCCCCAGGGCUUUCUGACGCGGAUCUGGCGCACAGCAGCGGUGGCAGCGGACGGCAGCUGGGAGCUGCUGCUGACAGUUGUGCGGUCAGGGCAGAUCCUCCUCUACUUUCUGCCACUGCUGGCGACCUACCCUGCAGUCUACCUGGGGCGGUGGCAGGCCGACCGAGGGGCAAGAUCUGGUGCCCUAUGGUGGUACGCGUUUCUGCGCGCGCAGCUGUCGCGCGGCGGCCCAACCUUCGUUAAACUGGCGCAGUGGGCGGCCAGCCGCACCGACCUGUUCAGCGCCGCACUCUGCCUGGAGCUCGGCCGCCUGCAUGACAACAACCGCGCGCACGCCGCAGAGUACUCCCGCCGCACAGUCGCACAUGCCCUGGGCGUUGCAGAUGUGCGCGUGGUGUUUGACCAGUGGGAGGACCGGCCGCUGGGCGUCGGCGCUGUCGCGCAGGUGCAUUAUGCGCGAUUGCGGCCAGAGUUCGCACAGGGGAUAGCUAGUGGCGAUGUUGCCGUGAAGGUGCUGCACCCGGGCGUCCAGCGGCUGAUCGCGCGCGAUCUGCGGAUCAUGCGGUGGGGUGCGCGGCUGCUCGGGUACCUGCCCGGCAUGCGCUGGCUCAGCUUGCCCGAGGAGGUGGCAGUCUUCGGCGCCAUGAUGCAAGCGCAGGUGGAUCUGCGCACGGAAGCCCAUAACCUACAACGCUUUGUGCGGAAUUUUGCGCACCGACCCGGCGUAACGUUCCCCCGGGCAUACCCAGACCUGAGCUCCGCGCAGGUGCUUGUGGAGUCGCAUUUCGAUGGCAUCCCACUGCGCGCGUUUCUGGACUCCCCGGGCCACUCGAUGUUUGACCGCCGGCUGGGCGCCCGCGGGCUGGACGCGUUCCUGCAUAUGCUGAUCUACGAUAACUUUGUUCACGCCGACCUUCACCCUGGAAACAUCCUUGUGGACUUGCGGCCGCCCGAGCCUGUGACGCCGCUGGACCGCUUCGUCGAGGAUUUCUACGACAUGUCGCCGUUUGCAAAGAGCCGUGCACAGGAGCCACUGCCGACUGGGGCAGAGGCCCACGCGCAUAGGAUCCACGCGUACAUGGAGUUUCUGUGGGCAAACGGGUUCUCCCCAUCAUUGGGGUUCCUAGACUGUGGGCUCGUCACCUCGCUGGACGCCGACAACCGCCGCAACUUCAUCGACCUGUUUGAGGCUGUCUGUACCUUUAAUGGCACGCGCGCCGGCACACUGAUGAUCGACCGAUGCUUGACCCCCGACCAGGUUGUGGACAAGGAUGUUUUUGUCCUGCGGAUUCAGGAUAUUAUCCUGAAGGUGCGCCAAGUGUCGUUCCAGCUGUCUAAGCUGACCUUCACUGAGAUAUUUUCGCCGGUUAUGGAUGCCGUGCGGAUGCACCAUGUGAGGCUGGCACCCGACUUUAUCAACAUCAUCAUGGCCAUGUUUAUCCUCGAGGGAAUCGGCCGCAGGCUUGAUCCAGACUCGGAUAUCCUGAGAGUCGCCCUGCCGAUGCUAAGGACCUGGCUGAAAGAAGAUGCACAGAAUGAACUUGCCUGGCAACACAUCAAAGGUGGCAAGACCGCCGAUACUGCUGCUGUUGCUGAGACGUAUAGGGCGAGGAGCUGGAACCUGUAUAAGGUGUGGAUUUACGUUGAGUUUAGAGAGUACUUUGAUAGGAUUAAGAAUUGGGGACUGGAUGAUGGUGAGUUCUUUGGCGAGUUUGCCCCGUUUGUCACUGCAGACUCCAGCCUAGCCUAG